This is a messenger RNA of Dipodomys ordii (Ord's kangaroo rat), 1318 nucleotides long. RefSeq names its product zinc finger protein 414 (gene Znf414). The coding region runs from base 124 to 1254 and encodes 376 amino acids. The transcript is spliced from 7 exons. Lineage: Eukaryota; Metazoa; Chordata; Mammalia; Rodentia; Heteromyidae. The record is from RefSeq and is a predicted model, not a curated record.
GGGGACAAAAAAAAUGGCGCCGACGUGAUCCCGAACGCGAGCUGCCGCCUCGUUGAAGAAAUCGCCGUCGUCUGAGCCAGAACCCCCGGAACCUCGGAAGCAAGAAGGCUAGCUGAGUGGAAGAUGGAGAAGGAACAGUCCGGGCCCAGCCCGGACAUGCUGGCCACUGCAGAGCCCAGCUCCGGUGAAACCAACAAGGAGGUAUUGCCCUUGGAUGUGGCUGCCGGAGACUCCUCUUCAAUGGAGGAGGAGCCAGGCCCGGACCCGGCAGCCACACUCCCAGUGUGGGACUGUGGACUGCAGGCUGCCUCCCCAGUCCCUGGCCCCGGCUCCGUAACCAGUGAGGACCUGCGGCCUCCCAGACGACGCCCUCCAGCAGGAAAACAAAUACCCUGUUCUAGCCCUGGCUGCUGCCUCAGUUUCCCCAGCGUUCGCGAACUGGCACAGCAUCUCCGGACCCAUUGCCCACCUACACAGUCACUGGAAGGCAAGCUCUUCCACUGCUCAGCCAUGAGUUGCUCAGAGAUCUUCCCCAGCAUGCAGGAGCUGGUGGCCCAUGGCAAACUGCAUUACAAGCCCAAUCGCUACUUCAAGUGUGAGAACUGCCUCCUGCGCUUCCGCACACACCGCUCGCUGUUCAAGCACCUGCACGUGUGCGCGGAGCAUGCGCAGAGCCCCGCCCCGCCGCCGCCACCCUCGGCGCUGGACAAGGAGCCACCUGCGUCGGAUCGAGCCUCAGAGUCCGAUCCCGCGUCCGCGCCGGGCCUGCCCUUCCCGCUGCUCGAACCCUUCACGACCCCGGCCUCCACCGGGCCAUUCCUACCCUACUUGAACCCCGCGCCCUUUGGCGUGAGUCCGCCCCGCCUGCGCCCCUUCCUGGCAGCCGCCCCCGGACCGCCAGCCUCCAGCGCCGCCGUCUGGAAAAAGAGCCAAGGUGCUGGCGGCAGCCCCCGGAGACCCCAGGGCGGCCCCGACGCGCCCUCAGGGAGCGCGGCCCCGAGCCGCAUCGUGUGGGAGCACACGCGCGGCCGCUACUCCUGCAUGCAGUGCGCCUUCUCCACGGCCUCGCGGCCUGCCAUGACCCUGCACCUGCGGGACCACCGCCCCGGCGCCCUGGCUGCCCCGGGGCCACAGCGCCCCCACGCCCCGGAGGGUAAGGCCGAGGAAUGCGGGGAGCCAGGAGCGGGGGGCGGGGCCGAGGCUCCGGCAACCCCUCCUCUGCCCCACCCAGACCCGACCCCCGCUUGCACCUAAAGUGUCACGGAUGCUGUGGGGGGUGGGGGGUGAGGGUCCCACAGCUUUGAAACGCCGCCCCGCU